Molecule: messenger RNA, 682 nt
Organism: Lingula anatina
Lineage: Eukaryota; Metazoa; Brachiopoda; Lingulata; Lingulida; Lingulidae
Source: RefSeq, a predicted model, not a curated record
UAUGAAUAUAAGUGAAUGCUUGUUAUUCACUUGCAUCAUUCUGUUCCUCAGAACACCUAGAGCAAAGACGAGAGUAUUGCAGUGCAUUUGAGUGAACGUAAAAUGACUGGAACUCUAGCCGCCAUAUUGGUGGUAGCCUGUGUUAUGGCCACUAUCAUACAGGAAGCCGAGGCAGCCUGUUGUCGUAAAGAUAGAGGAUGGUAUUGCGCAGACUGCACGAAGGCGACUCCAUAUUGCGGAUAUGGGAGUUGCAAUAUUUUUGGCUGCGCUUGCAAAGACGGUUGUCGCAAGAGCUGCAAUCCCACAUACCAGUAUGAACGGUUUCUCCUUGAUCCGGUCGGAUGUAAGUGUUCGAAGAAACGCUCAAUGUCGGAUGGAAGCGGUGGCGUUAUUGAUCUUAUGGACGCAGUCAGUGAUUUUGACACAGACAGAGGUGAUUACAUGCGUAAUUGAUUUUGGAGAAUUUGACCUGGAUCUGAAAAAAGCAAUUGAAUGACAGUAGUCACAGCAUUUAGAUGAAAUCUGGCUAUAGCUUGCUCGUACAACACAUCUUAUUUUCAGCUUUAAAUUAAAAAAAAUUAAUUGGUUAAUCUUGUCACUGAAUUUUGAUUGUUGAAUAGCUGCUUUUCGUUCUCUUUUGCUCAUUUCUGUAAAACUAUUUCUUUACGCAAUAAAGCGCUAG